This is a messenger RNA of Esox lucius (northern pike), 4576 nucleotides long. Its product is annotated as trichohyalin. The transcript is spliced from 29 exons. NCBI's taxonomy places the organism in Eukaryota, Metazoa, Chordata, Actinopteri, Esociformes, Esocidae. Bases 92 to 3673 code for a protein of 1193 amino acids. The record is from RefSeq and is a predicted model, not a curated record.
UUGGAAACCCUACCAACGCUGCUGUCAAUCAAGUCUGCUGUUGCACAAGCUGGAUUGGACCUGCAAGUCUUCCAACUUUGUCUCAUACGAAAUGGCCGAUGGAAAUCAUGAAGGAGCUGAGGAAGAUGCUGAAGAGGACACUAAUGAGAUUCCUUAUACUGACCAGGAUGAAGUCAGCCAUGCUCCUCUGCCACAGGACCAAUGCGAUCUCCUGUUAGAUGCCAUCGAUGCCCAGUUGAGUCGCCUGCGGGUGCAGAACAGCAGCCAUGGGAUUGAAGGUUUCUCCAGAAAAAACUAUUGCAUGAAUACAGUUCAUGUGAGCAGAAGCCAGUCCAUGAGCAGGGACACAGGUUUGGGAAGUACCAUUCCCACUAAUGACUCCCCCAUAUCUUGCCUUGACUUGGUAUGCUCAGAGAAAAAGGACCUUUCUUCAGAGAAGAGCUCAAGAGGCAGGGUGGAUGCUUCUGAUCAGGAGCAGAGGGCAGCGUACGAGAAAGAAGUCGUUCUAGAGUCCCGGACAGAGGAGUGUCGUUGGCGGCUCGAGAGGCUGUUGGGGGAUGAUGCCUGUGGGGGGGUAUUGAUGGAAGAGCUGCGCCCCCCUGCAGAAAGCGUGUGCACCGAGGACUUUGCCGUGCGCUUCAGAGACGAGAUGGUGGCGGGGCUACCAGACGGGACCACACCGAGACUGGCUAGAGACCGGAGUAACAACAUGGGACAGCCCUCUACACAGGAAGGGUCUGAUAGCAGAGCAGCCCUCUCAGGCACCUGUCCGAAAGAGGGCUGCUCCUGUCCAUUUCUGUUACCCCAGCCAGCCACGGUGUCAGUGCCUGGUACUAUCAGCAGCAGCAGCAGUGGUGGUACGGGAGUUGUCACUGAGGACCGUUCCAGUUUAGAGCAUGAGGGAACCAAGGAGAACAGGAGCCAUUCUUCCAGAGCCACCACCAGACGCUUGGCAGGAGUGCCAGUAUGGAAUUUUGACACAGUGACCAUGGACAGUGACCUGGAGUCUGUCCGCACAGAGACGAUCAGACAGCACAUCAACAGCAGGCCAGGAUGCCUUUCUGCCAUUCAGUCUGUCGAGCACAUGGAUGGUCUCCACACUGACCACACUGACUGUGACACAUCAUCUCAGGAGCUGAGUGAUCUCCAGGUUAUCCCUGUGCUGAGCGCUAGCAAUGGACCUGUGACCAGCGAAGGGGUCCCCCUCCGUAAAGCACACAAAAGCAGAAGAAAUACUCCCAGAUCUAUGCUCUCUGUAGAUGACGAUGAGGAAACAGAUCAGCGAUGUGUCUGCCGAAGGAGAGAAAGGCCUAACCAGUCUGCAGGAUACCAUGAUUGUGAGGAAGAAGAGAGGAGGGAGCUGAGGAGAGCUGAGCUUUGUGAGACGGAGCUGUUCUUCACUGACCUCCGUCCGAAAAGAAAGGAUGCUGUUCAGGAAUUGGACCAGCUGUCCGUGGGGGUGGAGCAGAUGGAGCUGGAAGGGCGGAGUCAGGAGGCCGGCCUAGGUGACAGCAAGGCAGAGGCAGACAGUACCAGUUGUCAGCUUCGUCGGUUGCAGAGGCAGAGGGACUGUUGCGUGCAGGAGGUCAGGAAUAUGGAGGAGGAGAUGGCUGCUCUGUGUAAACACAAACGUGUCCACACAGACAAUUCGUUGUCCUUCAGGAGAAGUGUCAGAAUGUCUGUCCUUGAGAGAGAAGAGUUGGACAGACAGCUGGAGAGUGCCAAAACAGAGCUGUUUGCUGAGCAACGGCGUUCUAGACUCAAGCUGGAGACCGUGCAAGAGAGGUUGGAUGAGGCUCGUGAGCAACUCCAGCAUGUGACAGAUGAGGAGAGGUCACUAAGGGACAGGUGUGCAUGUCUGGAGGAGAAACACAGGCAGAAACAGGAGCAGGAGGAGGCAGUGUGGUUGAUGGUUUGUAAACUGCAGACUGAGCUGGGGGAGAGUGAGAGCAGGGUGGGAGCCCUGGAGAGGAUAGUUGCCCAGAAGGAGCUGCAGCUGCUGGGACUCCAGGAGGAAAUGGGUGCCCUGCAGGCACAGAGAGAUGGCCUGCAGGAGGAGCUCCAGAGCAUGAGGGAGCAGCACAGCAUUACCCUAAGAGAGAUCCAAGAGCAGGCUCAUAUUCAAGCUGAAGAAGAGAAAGCAAUGGCUCUCAGAGCACAGGCCCUGUCUCAUACCAAGCACACCGAGUCCGUACAGAAACACCUCCAGAUGAAGGAGGAGGAAGGCAGGAAGCUGAAGGAGGCCCUUCAGAAGCAGAAAGAGGUGAUGAGGAGGCGAGAGGAGGAGCUGCGUGCUGAAGCUCAGAAGAUGAUUAACACCUUAGAGCAGGAGAGGAAGACAUGGGAAAGAGUAAAGAAAGAAGCUCUACAGGUGCAGUCUGGGAUACUGGAGGAGCAAGGCCGGAAGGCUCUGGAGACCAUCCGUGGGGAAUUUGAGACGGAGAAGAGGAAUGCCUUGGUUCUUCAGAACAAAGUGGUGGAAUUACAGACAAGAGUGCAGGAGCUGGAGAGUGAGAGCCGCACGCAGCGGAGGAAGUGGUCUGAGAUGAGCGAGUCCCUGAAAGAGGAGCACCAAGCUGAGCUACAAAGAGUACACAGGCUCAUGGAGCAGGAGGGCCAGAGGGAGACGUUGAGGCUGGAGCAGGUUGUCCGGUGGGCGGAGGAGGAGGCGGGCAGGCUGCAGGCAUUGCUGGCGGAGAGGGAGCACAGAUACAAGCAAGCCACGGCCAGGCUGGAGCAGCAGCUCAGACACUGGGCCCAGGAGCUGGGAGACGAGUGUCAGCAUCUACAGCACCUGCUGGAACACACCGGGACCAUACACAGCUCCCUUCAGCUCCCACACAGUCCUACAGUGGCCCAAGCUGUUCCCAUCCUGCAGGCUCUCAGAGAGCAGUUGCAACAAUCAGUCAACCAACUACAGCAGGAGCUGGAGUCACAGAGACGCAGCACUCAGCAGCUGAGCCUGGACAAGGAGCAGAGUUUACAUGCUCAGAGGGAGCAGAUGUUGAUGGAGAGAGACCAGGCUCUGGGCUCACUGAAGGAGAGACUCAUUAAGGAUCACAUUGAGGAGCUGAGCGUUCUCCAGCGGGCCCAGGUGUGGGAGGGAGGAGAGGAGACAGGAGGUGUUGUUGCUUCCUUGCGCAGGCAGCUGCAGGCUAAAGACCAGGAACUGCACCAGGUACAGAGGAGCAUGGGUCAGUGGAAGGAGCAGAUGACAGCUCGUCUGGCGGGCAAGUUUGAGGCGGAGCUGACGAGCGAACUUGUGAGGUGCAAAGCAAAGUUGCUUAAUUGGAGAAAGGCACCUAAGGCACAAGAGGAGAAGCAGAGGAAGCUGGAGAAACUGGAGGAGGAAAUGAGACAUAUUACUGAGACAUGCAGUGUGUCUGGAGCCCAGCAGUCAGCCUCUUCUCCCACCCUCCACAUGAGGCGUCCCCAUGCCCCUCCUGGGCCUUCAGACCUGGCUUCCUUCAAGCUACUACAUCAUCUCCAGAGCCGGGUCAAACAGCUCCGUGCUGAGAACCAGGCCCAUUCCUUUAGCGCCACUCUCCUGGGAAAUGCCCUUCCAGGCAGGUCUCCAAUGGAGCUGGCUGGGUCCUACCUGGAGACGAUACCACUGUCCCAGGACUGCUCUCGGUUUUGGAAUCUUUCGUGUUCCAGGACAGUCCAGAGUUAACAAUUGUGUGGUUUGCCAGAUGUCAGUCUGUAAAAGUGUUUGUGUAAAAUAAAUAACUGGAGGAUCAAUGUCAAAAUACUUAAAGCUCAUAAAAUAAAUGACUCUCUGAAUUACAGCAUAAAUUACCUAAAUGUCACAAUGACCAAACUGGUUGUUAAAUUCUCAUUCCUCUGCAGUUAUGUUUUACAACUAGGCUAAAGGUUGGGGACAUAGUCACUGAGUGAAUAUUUGAUCAACCAACCAUCUGCAGAGUGCAUGUUGUGGAGAUGGGACGUUUGGCAGUGGGAUCAUGUGAAUGGACUACAAUCUUAAGGACCCUGUGAAGCUGCAAGUCACCUUUGUUAAAUGUCUUGUGAUGUAGCAAGAGAGAUUGUAAUCAUUACUCCCAAUGUAAAUCUCACAUUAUGUGAAUGUGUAAAUUAUAUCGCAACGCAGUUUUGUUCUUUAUCACUGAAGCAUGAACAAAACGAACAAGUAGCACUAAGGACACUUCGAUCUGCAUCACUUCAGUUAGAGUGGUUGAAAUGUAAAAGCAAUGUUCCUGUAGUAGUAAAAUUAAUUCACAGUAAUGGCAGCAUAUUUCGGGAAUUACAUUUACAUUCACGCAACAUGUAAACACUUCAGCAAUAUAGACUGAAAAGUUAUUAGCUGCCACAUAAUUAAGGAAACCAACUAAUUUACCAGCAAAAAUAACAACUUAACACCUUGCAAAACUAUUUACAAAUGUUUUACAUAAAAGUGGGGCAAAUAGUUUUGCACUUUGUGCCAGGUUGUGCUGACACACAAGAGAAAGAAAGCCACAUGAGCAAAUAAAGUACAUGAACUGAAGAAAUAAUUAAAUCUGUAAUAGUUGUGCAGUUUGCAAAUGAUCAGCCUUUUCACUAACUUUUUACUGACUCAGAU